Xenopus tropicalis (tropical clawed frog) is the source of this 9584-nucleotide messenger RNA. RefSeq names its product PDZ domain containing 2 (gene pdzd2). The transcript has 25 exons. The coding region runs from base 526 to 8133 and encodes 2535 amino acids. Lineage: Eukaryota; Metazoa; Chordata; Amphibia; Anura; Pipidae. The record is from RefSeq and is a predicted model, not a curated record. Gene Ontology annotation, cellular component: nucleus; extracellular region; cytoplasm.
AAUUGCUAAUGGCUGCUUCUCCCCUAAUACAUUGGGACCAGUAAUGUCUCUUUCCAGCAGUAAAUGUUCUGGAGGUUUCCUAUUCCUCAUAAAGUCAGUUUAUUGGUCUCUGCCCGACACUCCUGUGCCCCAAUAACGGGAGCCCGUCGCUCUAUAACUGACUCCUGGGCGCCGGGCACAGCACAUUGAUAGGGCAAUGCCAGCCCAUAUUUACUUUUAAUCAUUUCUGCUCCUGAGCUGAAACCUGCCGCAGUGUUGUUUCCUCUGGCUUCCUGAGCUUCCUUAUCUCCGUACCUUGUUUCAUAAUAUAACAUUGGGCUGCAGUACUGGGGCUUCUGACCAGUUUGAGAGGAAACUUGGAUUUUGGUUUCAGCCGUGAUCGCCGCCCUAAUGAUUAUUGACCAGUGAAUUCCCCCCCAGCGCCUGGCGAGAUCCCAUUUCCCACCAGUCAGUCCAAUCUGAACGCCGCCCGGGCCGAUGUAGAACUGAUGGUUCACAUAAUGUUCAAAGCCUCGGAUUUCCAUAAUGCCCAUCACUCAGGAGAAUGCCGCGCUCUACCUCGCCCUUCUCCAUCGCUGGCUGCAGGACAAUGUAGGGGGGGAGAGCGAAGCGCCGGAGAAGCGCCUGUACCUGGCCGCCAUACGCAAACUAACCCAAUACAUACAGUUCAAUUUUACGUUGGAUGAAAGCGCGUCCAAGUACAGCCAGGGGGCCUUGGAUAUGGAAAUCUGCACUGUCUACUUGACCAAGGGCGAUGAUGAUGAUGGUGACGUCCUGGGUCUGAGCUUUGGAAAUAUCCCUAUAUUCGGCCAUGGCGGGGAGAAACGCAGAGGCGGGAAAAAAAGGAGGGUACAGAACGGGCCGGUCCUUGAUGUCGGAUGUAUCUGGGUCACUGACUUGAAACGACAGAGCAAGGCGGCCAAAUGUGGGAGAAUGAGACUGCGGGACGAGGUUCUGUCUCUAAACGGACAGCUCAUGGUCGGCGUGGAUGUCACCGGGGCCAGUUACCUGGCUGAGCAGUGCUGGAAUGGCGGAUUCAUCUACCUGAUCAUGUUACGGCGCAUUAAACGUAAAGCUCCCCUUCCUCCAUCACAUGGCAGUAAGAGUAGCGCGAGUGAACCCAAGGCCGCCUCCAGCUCACACCCGAGUGUCAGAACCACACAAAAUGGAAAGAGGACCAGGAAGUUUGGGGUCAUCUCCAGGACGGGCAAGGAGAGCAAAGACAGCGAGGAGGCCGUGCAAGAGAAUGGACAUUACUCCCCCAUGGAGGUCGAUGGCUCUCAUUCUGCCGAUGAGGCUUUGGGGAAUGAUGGGGACAAACAGAGGACAUCUCGAAGCUCUGAUGCAGACGUGCAGCAUGGAUACCAGUUUCCCAAUGGUGACUGCUCGGACUCAAGAUCAAAUGAUCACCCAGCACGGAAUGAAGGCUGUUGCAUAUGGAAGAUGCACAUGCUGAAGGGCGCCGAUGGGCUGGGGAUUCAGAUCACUGGUGGCCGAGGCUCAAAGAGGUCCCCACAUGGAAUAGUGGUGGCACACGUGGAAGAAGGUGGAUCAGCUGACAGGGACGGCAGACUGAAAGCCGGGGAUGAGUUAUUAAUGAUAAAUGGGCAGUCGCUGGUUGGACUCUCUCACCAAGAAGCUGUGGCUCUUCUACGUUCCAGCAUGGGCAUCGUUCAGCUGGUAGUUGCUAGCAGGGAGAGCUCCAACGUGGACUUCUGUAAAUACCCAUCCACGAGUUUGCCGGACCUGGUCAGCGCCUCAUCUGCUCAGGAUGUUGGUGCUUCCUCUGAUGACAAGGAAAAUGAAGAACCAUAUGUUGAAGAAGGACAGGACUAUGGCACGUCCCCCUCCCACCAGGCAGCUGAAUCAGAAACUGACAAAUUCCAAGAGAAGGGAUCUUCAGAAGUUCCCAAAGGUGUCUGCCGGAGCCCCACUCUGGGCAAUAGUCUCCUGAAGUACAGAAGCCGCUCCCAAGGGAGCGGCAGCCGCCUGGAAUCUGUCGGGGAAGACGAUGAGCUUACAGUGGCCAAUGGAGAUUUAUACAGAGAUAACGGAGAUAAAAUAUCACGUGGGGGUCGAAAGCAUUCACUGCCGCAGCAGCUGGACUCCGUGGGAUCAAGACAGGAUUACAACAUUGUGAAGAAGACGACGAGAUCUCUAAGCACCGUACAAGUGGAAUCUCCUUGGAGACUUGCCCAGCCAUCGAUCAUCUCUAAUAUUGUGCUAAUGAAAGGCCAAGGAAAGGGCCUUGGUUUCAGCAUAGUUGGUGGCCAGGACUCGGCCAGAGGGAGAAUGGGGAUCUUUGUAAAGACGAUUUUCUCCAAUGGAGCAGCGGCUGCAGAUGGAAGGCUAAAGGAAGGGGACGAAAUUCUGGAGGUCAACGGGGAAUCCUUGCAGGGGUUAACCCACCAAGAAGCGAUCCACAAAUUCAAGCAACUGAAAAAGGGUGUUGUUACCCUGACGGUACGGACGCGACUGCGCAGUCCCAGCCUCACCCCUUGUCCGACUCCCACCAUGAUGAGCCGUUCCAGCUCCCCAAACUCUAAUAUCAGCCUUGGAACUUCAAUGCCUGGUUCCGAAGAUGGAGAUUCUACCUCCGGUUCUCGUAAGGGUCCGGGGCCCAAGGAUAGGAUCAUUAUGGAAGUGACACUUAAUAAAGAACCCGGAGUGGGUUUGGGAAUCGGCGCCUGCUGCCUUACACUGGAAAACAGCUCCCCGGGGAUCUAUAUCCACAGCUUAGCCCCGGGAUCUGUGGCCAAGAUGGACGGCAGACUCAGCCGCGGAGAUCAAAUCCUGGAAGCAGACUCAGUGAGCCUCAGACAUGCUGCACUUAGCGAGGCGUACGCUAUACUAAGCGAGUGCGGCCCGGGACCAGUAAGCCUUAUUAUCAGCCGCCACCCAAAUCCAAAGGUGUCGGAGCAAGAGAUGGACGAAGUAAUCACCCGUACGACGCACCGCGAGAGCAAGGACUCCUUUCAUUCCAUGGGUCUCCAUUUGAAGAGUCCUUCUCCUGCCUGCAAACCCAAGCAUGGAGACGGUCCGACAUCCCUCAGCUGGACAAUGAAACGCUUCCUUGAACCUGCCAGUCGGCAGGGCUCCGUUAGUUCAGAAGCAGAGCUGUCUCAGUACUUCUCUCAGGAUGCUCCCAGUCACUCGUCCUUCUCCGACACUGUGGCCACCGGCUCUAGCGAUGAGGAACAGCUGCGGCCGGCUAGUGGGAGCAACUCUCUGGAUGACAACUCGGCUCCUCCAUGUGCUGCCAAUGCUAAGGAAUGUGGAGCAAAGGCAGAGUGCUGUAUUCCGGCCUCCCACAGAAAUGGAAAUAUUCCCAGUCCCUGCAACAAGCACAUUGUCAGCACCAGACAGUCCAGUCUGAACAGCAGCCCACAGUCUAUACGCAGCCCUCUCCUGCGCCAGCGCCGCAUCGUAAGCUACGAGGAUGAGGAUGGCAGCGAGGACGGUGACAUAAGUAGGAAAGACGAAGGCAACUAUAAAGAUCAUUUAAAGAAAAACGCUGAUGAAGAUUCUGGUAUUGUCAUGUCAACUCUGGAUGUUGAUGAGGAAAUACCGGACCAUAACCUGCCCGUGAAAUGUGCCAGCGAGGCCGGAACCUCCCUCUGCGGCAGCUCAGUGGAGUCUGAAGACAGUUCCGUGGAGCACAUGGUGGAUUCUCCAUUCUUUGCCAUCAAAUCUUUUGAUUACUCUGCCAAGGCUGACGCUCGCCCCUGCAGUUUGGCACUCAAAGAACCCACAGAGGGGCCAAUAGAGAAUAAGAGGUCUCCCAAACUGGAGCACAAAGCUGUCACUCGAGUUAAAAGCAUGAUGAGCAUUGAAUAUCCUAGCUCUCCAAAACCCAAGGCAGAAGAGAGCUGCCUCCCAUCAAAGCCAACAAAACCCCUUCCGUUGGUCAAAAAGCCUGAAGGUUCAGAGCAUUCUGGGAAGUGCAUCACCGACACUGUUCAGCUGUUCUGCAGCGAGUACGAGUCCGUGGGGCUGGACCUGGAGAUUAAAGAAAGUCCUUUAUCUGUUAUAAUAACCGGGUUACGGCCGGCCAGAGAAGGGGAAAAGGAUUCUGUGGGAAAGUUAGCGGCUGGCGAUGAGAUUAUAUCGAUUAAUGGCAUUCAAGUGAGCGAGAUGUCCUACCAGCAAACUUGUGAUUUUAUCCAGUGCUUGCCUUCAUCCGUUACACUGGGAGUGCGGAAGCCGCUGUCAGCUGUUGAUAGGCUGUCACACAUCAUCAUGGCCUCAGGAGGAGACCAGCAAGGACCUGUGGAACAAGUGGAGAUCCUCAGGCAGGAGAACAGCCAGUGUAAAGGGCCCCAGCACACAGCAGAUUGCUCGACUCCAGCCAAAGUGACUAUUGAAGCAGGGAAUUCACUGACAAUCCAGUGCCUGGAAGCAGGAAAUGACAGCACCGUCACUAAUAUUGAUGAUUUUAUUAAUGAGCUUGAUUUUUCUGGAGCUCCUUCAUGUGACUUUGCUAAAGAUUCCAACACCACAGAGGAAAUGGAAGCUUGUGUGGCCUCGGGACAAGGGAACCGUGUCGAUGCAGAAACAGAAGAAGCCAAGACAGAGCUGUGUAGCAGCAUUACAAAUUUCGAUGAAAGCACAAGCCAGUCGGAGAACAUUUUGGCAUUUUCUGUUUUGGACUCCCUGUCGAUGGAAAAAAAAUUUGCAGUGGACAAAAGCUGCCUAAGUAGUUAUUCCCGCAAUUUCAGCAGCUUGACCGAGGAGGAUUUCUCAUUGUCAGACCAAAUUUUAAGCAGUUCGCUCGACCUGCCCAUCUCUAUGUACGUAACGGCAGAGGAUUCCGACUCGGAGUCGUUUCUUGAUUCUACAAGCGACAUGAUCUCCUCCCUUCAGAACCAGUCUUGUAUGUCAGAACUACAAACCGCCACAGAUUCUGAGGAGGAGCAAAUUGAAAUUUGUUGCGAUAUUAAGAAAGGAGACAGUGGAGCACAUCAGUUCUAUGACGUGCACCAACUGUACCCAGCAGCAACCUUAAGUGAAACCCCAAAAGAUUUGCCAGAUGAGAGGUGUGGUGGGAACACUCUUCCUGGUUUUGGUCAUUAUACUUCAGUAGAUCGGGUAACCGUGGAAAACAUAGUCAAUAGUGGUCAUCCAGAUGCUUCACCUACCAUGUCUUUGUUAAACAAUGACUCUCAGGAAUUACCUUGCCGCAGUGAAAUAAGUUUAAAUGACUACAGUGCCUUACAAGUGCAAGAUCCCAUGACAUUAGGAGUAAAAGACAAUUCUACUGAUGUUCAUAACGUUGGACUGGUGCCACUCUCUGAAGGUAAUGUAUAUCGUUGCCACUUGGGGCCUUUAGACAGUGGAGAAAACAUGUCAGCAGUUGAAGAGACCAUUGACAGUCAUGUCAUCCCCUCAUGCACUAUUGUGGAUCCGAGCGAAGAUGAGAAAUGUGUUACCAGAAGCAGCAUGGAACCAGAGGUGUGCCCUCAAGAAGCUAGCUGUGCCAACACAAAUGAAGGCCCCAUUACAAAUUGUACUGUUUCUACAUCUAAUGUCCAGGUGAAAAGGGAAACGUUGCCAGAGGGGACCACUAAGAAAUCCCCUGCAACCAGAAAUUGUAAUCUAGAUAUGUAUAAGCCAAAUGUUCCCUUGUCAAAACUUCACACUGACAUCAAGACAACAUUAAAAAGCAGCCUUGAUAUAUUAAACACACAGGUAUCCAAACCAGGACCCAAACUUAAAGGUCUUAGUAUCAAGAGUAAAAAUAAAGAACAGGCUCAAAAUCAUCCCGCAAAAGCUGACGACUUCCGUAAACUCUCACCGCAGCCUUCACCUAAACUUCUUGCAAAGAGAGCUUCCAUGGCCGACGGCUCCACCGCAGCAAGAGACCGUGCAGUUCGAAGUCCUGUCAUGACAAAGAAACCAGAACACAAAACUGGGCUCUCUGUACAGAGUGUUGAUUCCAAAGCAAGUGCCAAUGUUAGUGCCAAUAGCUCUACAUGUAGCAGUAAGAACGAUAAAAUGAGUCCGUUCAGCAGAAGAACUGGGAAAUGCGCAAACGACAAGAGCAAGGAUGAAGGAUUCUCAUUAAGGGUAAAUUCUUCUGAGUGCCCUAACAAAACCAUUACCAGCUCAGACAGUGGCACCAAGGAACUUAUAGAGGAUAUAACAGCUGAGAGAGUUCCUCAGCAAAUGGCAACUGAAGGACCGGAAACCCAUGAUAUUCGAAGGACGUUUAUUGAAGUAAAGCUUUCCUCAGCACUUCCACAUGCACUUACUUCUGCCACUAGAAGACAGGAUGGCAGCGAUAAAGCAAACAUCCUGACCAAUGACCAUUUUGCAAAUGUAUAUAUGUCUCCUAGGAUUAACAAUAAGUCCAUUGUGUGUAAACCAGUCACUAGGACAUAUUCCAUGCCAGCCCACCUUCCUAUCUUCAUGGAUGAUGAGGGAACACAGACAAAGGGACAAAAUCAUUGUCUCAUUUCUCAGGGCUCCGUUGACUGUGUGCUUGAAAAAUAUCUCCAUGCGGGGAAUAACAGCCCCGCGGUUGCACAGAAUCAACUAAAAUCCAAGCUGCCAACUCAAGACGGUCAAGUGUCCAAUGAAAAAUAUGUUUCCCGCAGUGAAAUUAUGAGGAGUAUUAGAAGAAACUAUUACUAUGAACUGAACUGGUGCCAUGACCCCCUUUCUUCUCUCACUGUAAAGCAAAGGAUUAAAUCAUUUGAAAACCUGGCACAUUUUGAUAAAACGGUCAUGAAGGUUAUAGACAUGAACCACUCCCCCUUUAGUUCCAAACCACCCAUAUGCAGGAGGUCUUCUGGUUCUGUGCCAUCAGAAGGAAGCCUCCAUGAUGCCUCCAGGUAUUUGAGGCGCAGUUUAAGUUCAUGUUGUGACAGCCACAGUGAAGUGACCUUAGCAGCACCAAUCGAAACAACCCCUCCAAGCGUGGCCUUAGCAGUCAUUGAGAAGAGUGCCAGUGAUAACAUAACACAGACUCCUGUAAAUGAGGAAAGUAGAACUGAGAAAAAAGAGAGCUCCCCUCCGGCGGCACAGAUAAGGAAAAACAAAACAUCUUCAAGCCACAUCAGACCGUCUCUGUCUCGCUCUAAGAUACGAGAACUGAGAGCGCUGAGCAUGCCAGACCUGGAUAAACUCUGCACCGAUGACUUUACAGUUGAACCCAAGGCACCGCAGUUUAAAACGGAACUUGAGAUUAUACCUGCCAGGUUAUGCGACUUACCCGGGCAGAAUAUGGAGCCGGCAUCAUCAAACCUUUCUAACACUGGCCUCAUGGGUUGUAGCCUAUCAGGAACUGCGACAGACCUGGAUGAAAGUAGACCAGAUGGAACGCUUUCCCGGAAAUCAUGGGCAAUAAGCUUGGAGCAACUCAUGGUCUCGACCCAGGAUCAGCAGAACCUGCAAGCUGUUUUGACUUCGGUGUCGUCCAGAUCAGAUAUCAUAAGUCUGAUUCAAGAAAUAAAAACGCAAAGCGAGAAGAGGGAAGGCGUCUUCUUUGUGGUUCUGAAUAAGGAAGAAGGGACCGGCCUGGGCUUCAGCAUCGCAGGAGGGAUAGACUUGGAACAGAAAUCAGUCACUGUGCACCGGGUGUUUGCCAAGGCUGUGGCUUCCCAGGACACAAUGAUUGAGAAAGGAGACGGCAUCUUGUCUAUAAAUGGCUGCUCCUUACAGGGCGCCGCUCAUGGGUACGCGCUGAACGCCCUGCACGGGGCAAAGCCGCACAGACAGGCAGUCGUUGUGAUACAGAAAGAGCGAGAUGGAGAGAAGCUUUCCCGGCUAGACGCUUCUAGAGGAAGACACACAACAUCUGGAAAGGAUGUGUCUAUGACGGCAUUAGCAGGGGGCAGUGUGGAUCUGACGGAUACAAUGUGCGUGGAGCUGAACAAAACCUCCGCCGGCCUGGGCUUCAGCCUGGAUGGGGGAAAGGCCUCAAUAUACGGGGACAGACCCCUCUUCAUCAAACGCAUAUUUAAAGGGGGCGCUGCUGAGCAAGCUGGCAAAAUCCAAGCUGGUGAUGAAAUAAUAGCCAUUGGCGGAAAGUACUUGACAGGCCUGAUGCACUACGACGCCUGGAAUAUCAUCAAAGCCGUCCCCGAGGGCCCCGUACAGUUGCUCAUCAGAAAGCACAGGACUGCCGUUUAAUUGUAACCCUUUAUGCACUUUCUGUAGCCCCUGGAAUCAGAGAGGUGAUUGGGUCACAUUUCAAUCCAAACCAUAAUGGGCAACAGCACCCUCUAGUGGUUAAGGGCAGACAGCAUGAAUGCUAACUUGUCUUUAUACAGACACAGGAAGUCUUUGCUUCCCUUGUAACUCAUCGCUCCCGGGAUCUGCAACUUGGGGCUUUUCAACAAGAAACCCCCCAAACACAGAAUUAAUGGCAGUGAGUUGUGUCUGUCGUAGGCCGGUUGGUGCCCUACAAGGUGCUUCAGAAGACUCUCUCCGACUGAGCUGCUGCUUUCAGGAAUCCUCAAACUGACAAUCUAAUCGCCGGAGUUGCCAUACAGUUACCAUACGGUUACCAUGGAGAAUCCGGCCUCUGUACCCAACACUGCCGAUUGCAUUUACUCAGGAUGAUCUCCUGUUUAAUUCAUUGGCAUUGGUUUGUUUAAUGCAAUCUGUCUGCAUGCUACUGGUUCCCGUUAAGGAAUGGCUGCAUGCUGUGCCAUAAUGACUGCCCAAUAGGUGCCCGGAUGCUGUAACUGUUUCUUCUUUCCCAGAACUCUUGUUCUGCUUUACAUUGAAAUUCUAUUUGUGUACAGCAGCUCUACCACCCCAGCAAGUAGAAGCUAAUGUGCCAGAUGUGCCCCCCCCCAAGAUAUUUUUAUGCCCCCCAGACUGCUCUAGAGCUUCAAUAACCUCCUUGGAUGUACCACAAUAAUCUGCCCCCGGAGCAUGGAUUAUAGUAAAUAAUGAACCCACUAUGAACUACCACUAUGGCAGCAGCAGACAGUCCCACAAUAAUCUACAGGGUCCCAGUAGCUCGUUGGUGGUUCCAAUACUGAUGUCAGAGAGAAGGGGGUGUUAGUUUCCAGUCUAAUAUCAGAGUCCCCCAUUGGCCCCUGUGGGUGUGCAUUCUCUGUGGCAACCAAUCAUUGUGAGCUCCUCCCAGUUCAUAAAGGGUCAGUAAGGACAUGGGCCUCUAGGUGUUGUUAAACUACAACAUUAAGCCCCCUGGCACCCCCUGGGUGUGUCUGCAAGAUAAUAGCGUUAUUUUUUAAAGCCAUAGUACUUUAUUUUCUCUAUUCAGAGUGAAUCUAUUCCUGGAGAAAUAACUGAAUUCUAUGAAGAUGUACUGUUCUAUAUUUAUACUCAUAGAGGAGAGACUAAAGUCAUUAGUGCUGCCAUGAUGUGGGUCGUUAGAGUGAAUGCCUUAAUGGCGUGGGUGGGGCAGAUCUGGUCUGCAGACCCCCAUAGGGGAACCUGUUACCUGAGAGGCCAUUGAUUUCCAGGCAAAUACUAAUAAUCUGCCCCUGCUGCGGUGCAACCAGAUCUAUAGGGGUUUCACUCCAUUCAGCCUCGCUGUUGGCAGACCAGUGGCUUUAGAUCAAGAGGUUCUGCAGCGGCUUUGGAUGUUUUACCCAAUUUAGAGGCUA